AUGUUCAAGAAGAAACCUAACAUCAAGCCGCUUUCGCCCCUCAAAAGCAGCGACCGCCGCCGGACCGCCGACCAAAUUAUUGCAGACUUUGGCAUCGAAGUGCCAGUCGAUGCAAAUGCGGACCCCGAAGAUAAGACAGCUUCCACGGCCGGUCUUACCGCGCUGAGGAAGUCGCUCCUUCCCGAAAAUGCCCUGUCCGCACGCUUCACCACGACAGCAGGGCCGGACCUCAAACAAGUAUCCGGCACGGUAUACGUUGGCAGCCACGAAGGCACAAGCGGAGAACAACGGAUACUCUGGGUCAAGCUCUUCGACAAGAUGUACCCGACAGUAUACACGCUCUGGCACAAUCCGCGCAUUGUUCCUCUGCUGUAUACACCCCUGGUAGUGGUCGAGAAAAUGCAGGCUGGCGCAGACCUCAUGACGCCAGGAUUGCAACGCGGUCCUCCGUUCCCGAAGAAGGCGACCAAAGGUGCCAUUGUUGCUAUCGCCAGCUUAGAGGCACCCACCGUUCCGAUGGCUGUCGGCACCUGCGAGAUCGACGUGAGCGCGUUAGACAAGGUGCAAGGAAUGAAGGGUCAGGCUGUGUCGACUUUCCACUGGGCUGGCGACGAACUGUGGUCGUGGAGUUCUGCAGGCAAGGCAGGCACUGAUCCGCCAGACAUCGUUCCAGGCUGGGAUGACGAGCAAGAUGAGGAUACAAGCCUGGCGGAGCGCACAGCAGCAGUAGACCUGGAUGAUCAAGAGGGCGGCGUGUCGCUCGACGCAAACCCCACCGAGCGUUCCGAGGCAGAGAAGUCGCAGGGAGUUGAGGGUGAAGAUGCGCCGUCGAAUCAUGACUUUAUCGACGUGGCAGAAAUCGACGACGCCUUCAAGAACGCAUUCCUCUUCGGCGUAAGACAUCACAUGGAGCACAACAGAGGACAACCAAACUAUGGCCUGGACUUCCCUCUAUCACAGUCGCACGUUAUGGCCCAGCUCGUUCAGCCUUUCCUUCCCACGUACACCCCCGCGCGCACCGCAUCAUUACAGAUCAAGAAGUCGAGCUGGAAGAACAUCAGAAAGUUCAUUAGAUACCUCGACAAGCAGCAGAUCGCCAAGUGCAAGGACAGAGAUGGGAAUGAAGUCGUUAUUACGGACAUUGACUUCAAGGACCGGCAAGUCGAGGCAUUCGUGCCAUACCGUUUGCCUAAAAAGGACGCACCAGCUAGUGCAAAUGGCAAGUCCGCAGCACCGAUGGCUGCUGAGGGGUCUGUGGGGCAGAAACUGAAGCUUGUCUCUCUGCUUCGGCCAAAAGAGAAGCUGGCCCCCAUUUUCCAUGCCUCCAAGGCGGACCCGCGGGGUCUGUACACACCUGCAGAGCUCAAGCAGAUUCUUCUUGCGUAUGUUGAGGCAGAGAAUCUCAUCGAUGCGAAGAACAAGAGGCUUGUGAGACUCAAUCCGCAACUCGCCGAUGGACUGCUUGGAUCAUCAGCAGCAGAUAAUGCGGCCCUGUCAUCAGGAAACAUUCCACGAGAUGCGCUUGCGGAACGUAUGGUUGCAGCAUCAUCGCCCUUCUAUGCCAUUCUCCGCAACGACGCAGAUAUUACCGACACAAAGCCCAAGGCCGGCGCGCCACCAAAGAUUCAGAUCACACUGGAGACGCGCAGCGGUAACAAGACUGUGUCCAAGGUGCAUGGCUUCGAGCCGUACCAUAUCGCGCCGCAGCCCCUUGCUGACGAGCUGCGUAAGACAUGCGCAGGCAGCACAAGUAUAGACAAACUGCAAGGCUCAAGCCCGAAGAACCCUGUCAUGGAGGUGAUGGUUCAGGGGCCGCAGAAGGAUGCGAUCAUCAAGGCACUAGAGAAGCGUGGUGUUCACAAGAACUGGGUGGAAGUUGUGGACAAGACGAAGAAGAAGAAAUGA
Parastagonospora nodorum SN15 is the source of this 1905-nucleotide messenger RNA. RefSeq lists its product as hypothetical. NCBI's taxonomy places the organism in Eukaryota, Fungi, Ascomycota, Dothideomycetes, Pleosporales, Phaeosphaeriaceae. The record is from RefSeq and is a predicted model, not a curated record. Gene Ontology annotation, biological process: formation of translation preinitiation complex; translational initiation. Gene Ontology annotation, molecular function: translation initiation factor activity. Bases 1 to 1905 code for a protein of 634 amino acids. The transcript is spliced from 3 exons.